AUGUGUGCGACUCGGUGUGAUGCUUCGUGCAUUACAGGGGGUGGAGGAGAAGUUGAAAGGGUCGAAGGGCGAAAUGCCGGAGAUGAAAUGGACGAGGAGCCGGUAUCUCAGGAGCCCCAAUUCAACGAAGAAGAAGUCUCUCGGCCUGAAAAUAAUGAUGAGGCCGAGGAUUGGUCAACCGAAGCAGAGUGGGCUCUAUUGCCACAGGACGCGGAAAAUGGGUUUGAGAUACCGAUGAUAUCAAUGGAGACGAGUUGCAGUGAGGAACCGGAAGAAUCUGUUCGUGAACUUCUCUUAAUACCGAGGACGAUGACGAUUGCGGUUCUUGCUGCUCAGAAAACAUUGAUCACAGCAAUAUCGAGAAAAUUCCAUCCGGCAGAUUUCAGGGAUCCUGCAGGGAAUUCCGGAAGGAGUUGCAAAUGCCGCGGGCAAAGCCAUACACGUGUAUGGCAUAUGCAGCGGGCAGUUCGCAACACUAAAAGGGUGGCGCAUUCACGCCUCGAGAAUGCACGAGCAGGAUGGCAUGACCUCGUGCUACCACCUCAAUACACGGCUGUACAGGAAAUUACAGCGUUGGAGCUGCACAACCUCGAUUGGUGCCCGAGGAAAAAAUGA
This is a messenger RNA of Acanthocheilonema viteae, 615 nucleotides long. The record is from the annotation of a GenBank genome assembly. Lineage: Eukaryota; Metazoa; Nematoda; Chromadorea; Rhabditida; Onchocercidae.